Messenger RNA from Aspergillus glaucus CBS 516.65, 1736 nucleotides. RefSeq names its product FAD-binding oxidoreductase. Gene Ontology annotation, molecular function: FAD binding. Lineage: Eukaryota; Fungi; Ascomycota; Eurotiomycetes; Eurotiales; Aspergillaceae. Bases 57 to 1577 code for a protein of 506 amino acids. The record is from RefSeq and is a predicted model, not a curated record. The transcript is spliced from 4 exons.
CAUUGGAUCAAUAUUUCUUUCUUUGCUCGUUCUCUUCAUUCAAUUGACAGGUUAGAAUGAAAUAUUUUGCUAAAUUCUCACUUCUGGGUUUGGCUUCUGCCAGUCUCAGCCCUACACCCAUCUUGACUGGCACGUCCGUUCCAACCUCCCUUGGCUCGUUCAAUCUCACCAGAGGCGCAGCAUGUGCAUGCCAGAAGCUUUCCCACUACUCCAGCGGAGUCAUUCUCCCGAAUGGCACAAACUAUACUGCUGAGACUGUGGACUCCUACUGGGAUGUUCGGACUGAUCUGUCUCCUGCUUGUGUUUUCCUUCCUGCAACUCCAAAUGAGGUGGCGCACGCCCUUGAGAUAUUCGACGUCUGUAAUGCACAGUUUGCGGUCCGCGGUGGAGGACAUAUGUGUUACCCGGGAUCAAACAACAUCGACGGUGGUGUCCUCAUGGGCCUUUCAAGGCUGAACAACGUUAAAGUCAAUGAUGACACCAUUGAAGUAGGACCAGGUCUUACCUGGUAUGAUGUCUACUCAGCUCUCGAGCCUCGCGGUCGCGUCGCCAUCGGCGGUCGAUUGAAGACAAUCGGUGUUCCUGGACUGACUCUCAUUGGCGGCUUUCACUAUUUCAACAACAAGUAUGGAUAUGCCAUGGACAAUGUGAUCAGCUACAACGUUGCUCUUGGAAACGGCACCCAGAUCACCGUGAACAAGGACUCUCAUGCGGACCUCUUCUGGGCUUUGAAGGGCGGUGCCAAUAACUUCGGCAUCGUAACCAAGUUCACACUGAAGACCUACGACAUGCCAAACGUCAGCACGACCAUCCAGACAUACAAUGAAAGUGGGAUUCCGGAUUUCAUGGCCGCGGUUUGCAAUGCUGCCAAGCUCGACGAGGAGAACCCCAUUGCGGCCGGUAUGGUCGCUUCGAUAUCAUACAAUGUUACCACGAAAGCGGCAUCGGCUUCGCUACUUGGUGUGCAGGAAGGCUCCGACAGUCCUCCAUCUCAGUUUGCCAACUUCUCCGCUAUUCCGGCAACGAGCAGAACCAAUAAUGUCCAAACAAUGAAGAAAUGGGCAGGAACUCUGGACUCGCCUAAGCAAAUGUUCCGAGUCAUGUAUUCCCACAAGAGCAUGAAGCCAGAUCCAGAUGUUCUUUACUCACUCUACAAGAUAUGGAAGGACGCGGUCAACGAGAUCUCCGAUGUUGAGGGUCUUUAUCCAACAUUUGUGACCAACGUGCAUGCGCCCGGUUCUGCGCGAGUUGCACAGAACAACGGUAUUGGCAAUGUCUGGGGUCUGGAAGCAGAGCCUCUGAUUUUGUGGCAAUUUAGCACCGGAUGGGCACUGGCGCAGGACGAUAUUCGCGUUCAAGCCUGGUCGCGCCAGCUUACUGAGCGACUUCAUGCUAUCAACAUCGAGAAGGGACUUGCCUCUGACUUUGUCUACAUGGGCGAUGCAGGUGAGUGGCAGGACCCCUUUUUAGGAUUCCCGGCCGAGAAUGUAGUCCGCAUGAGAGACAUCAGGGCAUCUUACGAUCCCCGGGGCAUUUUCUCGCGACUCAAUUGGGGUGGUUUCAAGCUUGGUGUGUGAAGGAAAUUCGGUCCAUAGUGUGACGGCUCAACGCCGUCUCAUGUGGCUGAUAUCGAUAAAACACCGCCAUACAAGCAAACAAAGAGAGCACUUGGCGCGGCCACAGAACCCAUGGAUAAAAACCGCUUUCUCCUAUAGAUAGAUUCCUUUCCUUCUUUU